Messenger RNA from Dentiscutata erythropus, 340 nucleotides. The record is from the annotation of a GenBank genome assembly. Lineage: Eukaryota; Fungi; Glomeromycota; Glomeromycetes; Diversisporales; Gigasporaceae.
AUUUUAAAGAAAAGACUAGAAAUAAUGGUUCCGUUUAUAAUACCUGAAUAUAUUAUUAAACUUUACAUUAUAAUAAUAUCUGUAAUUAUCAUUGCAUCACUUUUCCCGCCCGAGCAUGGAAGUAUUGAAUAUAUCAUACCUUAUAUUAUAUCACUGGUAGUCACUAUUUUAAGUGUAAUUACUUGGUACUAUCUUAAUCAGUAUCGAAAUAUUAAUGAUCAAGUAGUCAAAAAUGAAGAGUCUAAUGGCCAAGUAGUCCAAAAUGAAGAACCUAAUGGUCAAGUAGUCCAAAAUGAAAUACCUAAUGGUCAUCAAGUAGUUCAAAAUGAAAAACCUAAUG